AUUUAACCCAAAUAAUUACAAACAAGCACAUUUCUCUGCGUAAACACGGAUCAUAUGAUUUCGUAUUGAUUUUGCCGAAAAUAAUUAGAAAUUGGUGGAAAUAUCAAUGGAUCACUCACAAAACUGAGUAGAACUAUUGUGUAAUUAUUCAUCAAAAGCUCGAUGUCCACACAAUCCAAGACAAUGCCGAAGAUAGACCUAAAAAUGUAUGUGCGCGUGGUGGCUGCGGUAUUUUCGAUUUCAUCGGCAACUGCAUUCGUGAUGGCACUCUUACGCCUGCUAAACCCAGAGCUGUAUUACUUAGAGCCUUUAGAAGGAACUAACUUGGCCAUCCACUACUUCAUAUCGGGUCUUAUGGUGGUCACAUCAGCUAUAGGAUUCCUGAACAGUUGCAUUGUAAUGAACCGGUCAGCUGCACAAAAUGUUGGGCGGAACAUCACCACUUGGCUGCUCCUUGACUCAUUGUUCGAAACCAGUCGAGUGUUAUAUGUGUUUAUCUGCGAGAUCAUCCUAAAAGGAAAAGGAAUACUGCAGCUGUAUGAGCUGCUUAUCAGUGCUGCGCAAUAUUUGCUGGACAGCUUUCUCUACUGUCAAAUGAUUUUGAAACACUAGUACAAGGCGAUACCGCGUAUUUACACGUAUUAUUUAGCAUUAAACCAUCCAUAGGAUGUACCUACAUGAAUUACCCUAUUUUGGGGAGAGUAUAAACUUUGAGUGCUAUAACGUCGUAUUGGUUUAUUUUGACCAGUUUACACGGAACCGUUAGCUUUAUUAUUCAAUAAUAGCGCUAGUGCAGGUAUCUUUACUCUGGAACGUGCCCGAUAGAUCUGAUGAUAGAAGCCAACUAGUAUUAUUAUAAUUAUUUAAAAUAAAAAGGGUAGAUCUAGACAGCACUUCUCUCGCCUAUUAUGAGUCGAUACAAACUCAAAUGGCUUUGGAUGAUUCCGCAUAAAAGUGAAAGUUUUGAAUGAGUCACUUUGGAGAAAAUACAUAGUAAAAUUGAAAACAUACACUGAUUUAGUAUACAGUUUGAAAACACGAUUUCUAAAAAUUUUCAUGAUAAAAGAAAAUAAACUGACCUCGAAAUUUUACAAGAAAC
This is a messenger RNA of Hyposmocoma kahamanoa, 1099 nucleotides long. RefSeq lists its product as uncharacterized. The record is from RefSeq and is a predicted model, not a curated record. The transcript has 4 exons. Lineage: Eukaryota; Metazoa; Arthropoda; Insecta; Lepidoptera; Cosmopterigidae. Bases 163 to 612 code for a protein of 149 amino acids.